Molecule: messenger RNA, 828 nt
Organism: Zingiber officinale
Lineage: Eukaryota; Viridiplantae; Streptophyta; Magnoliopsida; Zingiberales; Zingiberaceae
Product: synaptotagmin-3-like
Exons: 9
Coding region: 1-828 (275 amino acids)
Cellular component (GO): endoplasmic reticulum
Molecular function (GO): lipid binding
Source: RefSeq, a predicted model, not a curated record
AUGGGGCUGGUGAGCGCUCUCUUGGGCGUCCUGGGCUUCGGAAUCGGCAUUGCAAUGGGCCUUGUGGUCGGCUAUUUCUUCUACGUUUACUUCCAGCCCAAAGACGUGAAGGAUCCAAUUGUCAGGCCCUUGCAUGAGCUAGACUCAAAGGCCUUGCAUUCACUUAUACCUGAGAUUCUGUAUUGGAUGAAAAAUCCAAACUGUGAACGAGUUGACUGGCUGUAUAAAUUCAUUCUUGACAUGUGGCCUUGCUUGCAUAAGGCAAUAUGCAAUACAAUUCAGAGUGCAGUGAGGCCAAUAUUUGAUCAGUACACUGGAAAGUACUGGAUCAAGUCAAUUGAAUUUGAUCAUCUAACUCUUGGUUCACUUCCACCUACAAUUCACGGUGUUAAAGUUUAUGAAACACAAGAGAAAGAAUUAGUUGUUCAACUAGCAGUAAGAUGGGCUGGUAAUACAAAUGUGGCUUUAGUGAUUAAGUUGUCUUUCUUCAAAAUAACAAUACAGCUGUUGGAUUUACAAAUAUCUUUGAUGCCACGUGUUAUUUUGAAACCACUAGUUCCAAGUUUCCCCUGCUUUGCCAACUUGUCUAUAUCUUUGAUGGAAAAGCCAAAUGUUGACUUUGAAUUCAAAAUUUUUGGUGGAGAUAUAAUGGUGGUACCUGGGUUAUAUAGGUUUAUACAGACAGCUACUAGAUUAUCUGCCUUAAUGCCAUUUGGCAUAUAUAAUCAUGUUAAUUUGAUUGAUACAAUUGCAACACAAGUCUCAGACAUUUAUCAUUGGCCAAAUCUUUUAGAGAUACCUAUUCUUAUUCUAGAUGGUUCAAGAUAA